AAAAUCAAUCCUUGCACGAAGCUAGGAUCGAACACACGAACUUGAUCUUUGCAGACGAACUGCAAAAAUCAACUUCGCUGUUCUUUCCUAUAUUCUGUACAAUGAUUGAAGUUGUGCAAUGACUCGAUGUUAUCAUUUUUCUAUCUCCUUUUUAUUUAUAUCUAGAUCCAGCCCUUAUAUAUGAAAAAUGUACAGAAAAAGCUAGCGGUUUUGAAAAAUUAUUGCCAAUAUUUCCUCCUACUUUUAAUUUAAAAACAAUUGAUCCAACAAUUUCUGGAAAAAUGAUCGUACUCGAUUGUUUAUUGGCAGUUAUAAAAGCCACAACAAAUGAUAGAAUAGUACUUGUUUCAAAUUAUACUCAAACAUUAGAUGUAUUUGAAAAAUUAUGUCAUCAAAGACGAUAUCAAUUUGUUCGACUUGACGGUUCAAUGACAAUAAAAAAACGUGGCAAAAUUGUUGAAAGUUUUAAUAAUCCAGACAGUUCUGAUUUCAUAUUCAUGCUCAGUAGCAAAGCUGGUGGUUGUGGUUUGAAUUUAAUUGGAGCAAACCGUUUAGUCAUGUUUGAUCCAGAUUGGAAUCCGGCCAAUGAUGAUCAAGCAAUGGCUCGUGUUUGGAGAGAUGGGCAAAAAAAACAAUGUUUUAUUUAUCGACUGGUUUCAACUGGUACACUCGAAGAAAAAAUAUUUCAACGACAAGCUCAUAAGAAAGCGUUAAGCAGUUGUGUUGUUGAUCAAGAAGAAGAUGUUGAAAGACAUUUUAGUCUUGAUGAAUUACGCGAUUUAUUUAAAUUAAAUGAAACAACAAGAAGUGAUACACAUGAUAAAUUUAAAUGUAAACGUUGCUUAAAUAAUACACAGAUAAAACCACCGCCAGAGGACGCCGAUUGUAGCUGUGAUUUAUCACUAUGGCAUCAUUGUUUUGACAAGAAAACUAUUGUCGAUCAAAUAUUAAAACAGAUAUGGAAAGAUGAUGUUAUUUCAUUUGCAUUUCAUCAAAAAUCGCAUGAACAACGUGUAACGGUAUAA
This is a messenger RNA of Didymodactylos carnosus, 1025 nucleotides long. NCBI's taxonomy places the organism in Eukaryota, Metazoa, Rotifera, Eurotatoria, Philodinida, Philodinidae. The record is from the annotation of a GenBank genome assembly.